This is a messenger RNA of Vicugna pacos (alpaca), 15676 nucleotides long. The record is from RefSeq and is a predicted model, not a curated record. Lineage: Eukaryota; Metazoa; Chordata; Mammalia; Artiodactyla; Camelidae.
CGCCGCUGGGGCAGGUGGGUGGUGUGACGCAUGUCCCGGCGUGGACGUUGCCUCCCGCUCCGGCUGACCUCUAGGGUCACUAACGUGCGCUUCACCAUCGCAAGUGGCUCUGCCCGUGUCGGGCUGUGUCCUGCGCGGGUCGUGGGAGUCGUUAGGAGGGACUGAGACAAACCCAGGAAACCUAGAAAUGGACUCAGUGACUUUUGAGGAUGUGGCUGUGAACUUCACCAUGGAGGAGUGGACUUUACUGGGUCCUUCACAGAAGAAACUCUACAGAGAUGUGAUGCGGGAAACCUUCAGGAAUCUGGCCUCAGUAGGAAAAACAUGGGAAGAUCAUGACACUGAAGAUCAAUACAAAAACCAGGAGAGAAAACUAAGUUAUGUGGUUGAGGCACUCUGUGAAAAUAAAGAGGGUAAUCAGUGUGGAGAAGACUUCAGCCUUAUUCCAAAUCUCAGUCUGAACAAGGAAACUACUGAAGUAAAAUCAUGUGAAUGCAGCGCAUGUGGAGAAGUCUUCCUGCAUCAUUCAUCCCUUAAUAGACACAUCCACUGUCACAUGGCACACAAACCAUGUGAGCAUCAGAAAUACAGAGAGAAGCCAUGGAAAUGUCAGGACUGUGGGGAAGUUUUUAUGUGUCUCGGAACCCUGCAAAGACACAUGAUAAUGCACACUGGAGAUGCCCCUUAUAAAUGUAAGGAAUGUGGGAAAGCCUUCACUUGUUCUAGUUCACUUGGAAUACAUGAAAGAACUCACACUGAAAAGAAACCCUAUCACUGUGAACAAUCUGGAAGAGUCUGCAGAUACCAGACACAUGGCAGGACUGGCACAGGAGAGAAACUCUAUGAAUGUAAGCCUUGUGGUAAGACUUACAUCUCCCUUCAGGGCUUAAAAAUACAUGAAAGAAGUCACACUGGAGAGAAACCCUUUGAAUGUAAGGAGUGUGGUAAAACUUUCCGUUCUCAUGUAGGUUUCAAAAUGCAUGAAAGAAAUCACAGUGGAGAGAAACUGUACGAAUGUAAAAAAUGUACCAAAGCAUUCAGUUACCCCAGUUCUCUUCGAAGACAUGAAAGAACUCACACUGGAGAGAAACCCUACCAAUGUAAGGAAUGUGGGAAAGUCUACAGAGAUCACGGUUCCUUUCAAACACACGAAAGGACUCACAGAGGAGAGAAACCCUAUGAAUGUAAUGAAUGUGGAAAAACUUUUCUUUCUCUUUCAAGCUUCCGAGCACACAUGAUCACUCACUUUGGAAAUGGACCUUAUAAAUGUACGGAAUGUGAGAAAACAUUCUCUUCUCCCAGUUCGUUUCGAAUACAUGAAAGAAGUCACACUGGAGAGAAACCCUAUGAAUGUAAACAGUGUGGUAAAGCCUUCGGUUAUUACUGUUCCUUACGAGCACAUGGAAGGACUCACACUGGAGAGAAACCCUAUGAAUGUAAACAAUGUGGUAAAACCUUCAGUUACUGCUAUUCCUUACAAGUCCACAGAAGAAUUCACACAGGAGAGAAACCCUAUGUAUGUAAAAUUUGUGGUAAAGGCUUCAGGUGUUCUAGUCAUGUUCAGGUACAUGAAAGAACUCACACUGGAGAGAAACCCUUUGUAUGUAGUGAAUGUGGAAAAGCCUUCAUUUGUCACGAAUACUUCCGAACCCACAUGAGACUGCACACUGGAGAGAAACCAUAUAGAUGUGAAGAAUGCGGGAAAGCCUUUAGUCGUCUCAGUUCCUUCCGAAAGCAUGAAAUGAGUCACUGGAUAAAUACUCUUGAAUGUAAAACAGCAUUAGAAAGACUUCAAUUGGCCCACCUCUUUACAUGGAAAAACUCUCAUGGAAAAGAAAUAAAAAUUGCUAUCCUGCCAGUGAUCCUCAGGGUCAUACCUGAAGUCAAAGAGGUGGGUGUAAUGAAUUCUAAUGAUAGAAUGACCACAAGUAUACACGACAUGGGGUGUAACAUACAAGGUGGCUGGGACUUUCGUAGGGUUUGACUUGCAUUAGAUGAUUUGAUUGCUGUUCAAGGUACCAAGACUUUUUGUGUGUGUUGAGUGCUAUGAGGAGGUAAACUUAUUUUGUCAUUGGUAAUCAUAAACCUUUCUAGAAGGCAAAAACAAUGUUUUAGAGCUAAACUUAAUUCAUAAGAAGCCCCAUCCCUCAAAUUAGCAGGAAGAGGGGAAUAGUGGUCAUUUCUAUAAUUUGUAAUUGUCACUUUUACCAUUUUUAGCGACAUGGUUACAAAAUGCCCUUCUUCUCGUCAUGAUUUAUCACAGUCACCGUGUACUUGGUCUCUUCAGCAGGGUGAGACCGGGCCUUGCGGUGAAUGCAGGCCAGCUCCCGGGCCUCUGGAACAACUUUUGCCUUUCCGGCUUGUUAUCUAAACACUGCUGUAUUUCCCACAGUGUGUUAUACACCAUUUACUAUAUGGUAUCUCAGUUAAAACAUACGUCCACUUCUUAGUAUACUACAUGGUAAUUUUAAUACCUCCUUUAUGACUCAGCUAAGGCCAUGAGUUUAGGUAAAUUGUGAGAGAACACAAACCUAGCAAGGCUAGAAAGGCAGGGCCACUGUUCCAAUAAGGUCUUCUCUUCUCAGAGACUAUCUCGGACUUUCUCAGAGAUGCUACUCUUGAUAGUUUCAACAUCCCUCAUUGCCAUGCACUUUAGAAUCAACGUACCCUACUUAGUGUAAAUCAAGGCACUGUAGGAUUUGGUUAUAGUGGCGUAAGACCAACAAGUUCUUGCAGUCCUGAGGCCUAUAUUUUUGUGGGAAAAAAAGAGACGGUUAACAAAUGGUAAAGCUUUGAUUUGUAAGAUAGAAGUAAGAGCUUUGAAGGAAAGUAGAAAAUGAGACGCUAUAAAAGAGGUGUGUAUAUAGCUUUUCUAUGCCGGUAGGAGGCUCAGUGAAUGAAGAUGUCAUAAAUCAUUUCUAUUUCUGCCACGUUGUGUAUAUGAAACACUCUCCAGGAACUGGUUGAGUGUGGAAGUAGAAGGUGGGACAUAGAACAUCCUGCUUUCCUUGAUUAACAGUAAAGAUUCCCCAUAAAGAUAAAGACAUGGAUAUGGUUCAUUUUCAUGUUUACAGUUGUUAGAAUUUUUGUUUGUAUAAUGUGUGGUCUUGAGUUUGGACAUUGUUAUCUGAGACUGGAGACUGCCUGUUGAUUUGGGCACAUGUAUUUCUGCCAUUUAGUCUGGGUUAGGGUCAGGGUUGUAUUUAACAUCAUCUGAGAGGAUUUUCAUUUUUAUAUAAAUAUUCAGAAUAUUAUACUGUUUGGCAUUUUCAUUUUACUGCUGUACAGAUUAACACAGUGUAUACCCCCAUUAAAGCAUGGGGUUCCUCCCGGUUGGAGAAAGAGUUACCUUUAUCUGCAUUGUUGUAGCCCAUCCUGAGUUAGUUCUAUGAGUAGGUUUCCCUGUAGUUCUCAAUGGAAACACCAAAAAAGACAUGCUUGUUUAGGGGAAAUCAUUCAGUGUAUAAUUGAGGUGACCUGCAGAAAGAGGACAUAUCAUUUUGAGUAAUAUACUAAUUGAGUAUAAAAGGAGAAAUGGGCAAUUUUCAGUGUCUCUUCAUUGCAGGAGCGGCUGGGAUUCUCUUGCUUCAGUGAUCCAUAAUCCAUAGCCUGUUUUGCUGUUCACAGGUUUCGUUUCCAUAUGCUUAAACUUUCAGCAUAUGUUGUGGAAAAAUGGAAAACAACAGUGAGAGUUUUAAAGUUUAAAUCAGCAAGUGAAAUUCAGUCUUUUCCUCUUUUUCCCCUCCUUUUUUUCUUUCUUUCUGUUUUUUUUUUUUCUUUUCAGUAGUUGUACCUUAUGUAUUGGAGUGGUUUCAUUUCCCUGCUGAGGGCAAUAAAUUUACUUGGUUUUCUGACUACAUUCUUGUGCCUGAGAGGUAAUGGUGUUAAAUCUGACCUGUGAGUGCAUGUAAUCCAUAACCAUUUAUUGGCCUCUAAUCUAAAUGUUAGACAAAAUUCAAGGGACUUCUCUCCUCUGCCAUGGCUAACUGGGUGUAUGACCAGUGCGCCAGAGAUUAAAAAGACACCACUGGUAAUAUAGUCGAUAGACUGACUUUUCAGACCAAGGAGGGGGCCCCUACAGCUAUUGGCAAAUAGACUUUGUAGGGCCCCUCACUCCCUCUUUUGGCUGCAUCUUAUUCUUUCACCACCACCAGAAUGCAAGGAAGACACAUUAGAAAUUACUGAUAUUAUCAACUGGAUUCUGGGAACACCCCACACUGGGUUCUUGAAAAUGACAUUCAGAGGACCUCUCGUGAUGAGAUCAGGUUACAAGCCUCACCGAUGGCCCAACGGCUAAUACCUUGCUUCCCUGUAGACAAGUCUUCCUGCUGUUGCAGCAUUAAUUAGAUUCAGUCACCAAUCUCUGUGGCCUAUUUCUUUGUCCUGUUCACCAGGACUACUGGCACUGGAUUACAAGUAGAACCUUCCCAUACUAGGUGUUUCUGUUAGAGUGGUCACUCCUGCAGGUCUUUGUUUUAUUGUAAUAGUGUACCCAGGCCCCCACACUUUAUCCCACUCCCAGGCCCCCCUCCUGACAUCACCUGUAGUCUGUGUACCCUGAGUGUCGUAUUUGAUUUUGGGACUCCAUCAAAGCCCCUCCGGCUUACCCAGCACAAAUUGCUGUUUUCCUCAUUUGCACUCACAUGCUCAUUGUCAUGGGAGUCCCUGGUACUUACCUGUGCAUACGUGAUCUCUUUCCACAAAUACAUCAUCAAUGCCAAUCAUGAAAUGUCCAAAACACUUAAAAUACACGUAGCAUACAGCUCAUUGCAGGAAAUGGGGGAAAACAUUUUGACAGAUACAUAGAAAGCAUUCUUUUUCCUGUAAAUUAGGCCAUCCCUCAAGGAAAACUAGUUUGCCACAGCCUUAUCAGACUGGGGAAGGAGCAGUCGGACAACUCCCUGACCCUUCGAGUUUUUUCUGUGACAGAAAGUGAGGACUAAAAGCCAGGAGCCUCUUCUGACGUGCGUAGUCCAGGGAUUUUGUCCCAUGAAAACAUUUAACAGGUUUAAUCACAUAACAGAACAUUUUCCCACCACACACCUGACCACUGUGUGAACAGGGUUCCAGUAUAAAACCAGUGGAAUAAAACAGAUAUAGGGCACAGACUCUAUUUUCAAAUGAAUUUCAAGGGAUAUCCAAACACAGCAGGGAGAUAACGAGGACCCGGGAGGAUGUUGAAACCCUUGGCCCUCACCACUACAGCAAAUAUUAAACUAAUUCCUAGUCAAGGAAACAUGAAACGUUACACUGAGGGCCUAUUUACCUCAGAUCUUACUGUGAAAAUACAUAAAUAAUUGGAAUUUAUAGAACACAUGUGCUUCCUGGUUUCACUUGGUUAAAAUUAUUGUUUUGUUUUAAUUUUUCCAUAAGCAAGCAUUUUGGAUAUUUUCUGUAGUCUCAUGGUCCCUCAUCAAGUAUUAGCCAACCUUGGGAAUUUUGAGCAGAAAACAGGUAAGUGUUGGAUUUCAGAGCAUUAAGGACAGAUAUCUUUAUAUAUACAUGCACAUUUGAAGGGGAAAUACGUUUCUUGGUGUUUCAAACGCUGUACAAAUCAGAUUAACUGCAAAAAUAAAAACAUGGAUUGGAAGGUGGAUCAAGAAGGCAGUGUAGGAGGAUGUGAAACUCACCUCCCCCCACAAACAUAUUAAAAAUGCAUCUACACGUGGAACAAUUAGCAACUGGAAACUGGCAGAUCUCUUAUACAACCAAAGCUGCAAAAAGGUCCCCACAUAACCAAGUAGGAAGGGGACAAAAUAUGGACAUGGGACAGGACCGGCACCCCUAGGAGGGAUCUGUGAGUGAGGGAGGGUCAGCACAGGCACGUCUUCACCCUGUAAAGCCCCCCUGCUUGCUGGGAGGUCCGCUGGAUUGGGUAGAGGGGCUGGCACGUGCUGGCUUGCCAGCAAUCAGGUCAGAGAGACUGAUGCCGAGGGCUGCCACCUCCCCGUACUCCCCAGCCCAUGUACCUCUCUUUCAACCCUAGUUAGCAGCCUGCGUGGGUUAUCUUAAUGCCUACUUAAAGCUUGCUUGCUUUUUUUUUAACCCCCUUUUAAAAAUUUAUUUAUUUUAAUGGAGGUACUGGGAGUUGAACCCAGGAGUUUUGCAAUCCAGUCUCUUAGGCAUAUUAGAGUUUCCAGGUUAACACAUCCAUCAGCUCACAUAGUGUGCGUGCGUGUGUGUGUGUGUGUGUGUGUGUGUUGGGAUGAGGAGGGGAGGUGAGAACUCUUAAUCCACUGUUUUAGCAAAUUUCAGGUAUACAAUAUAGUAUAUGUAUAUCAAAUCACAUUGUAAUCUUUAAAUAUAGACGAUUUUAUUAAUCAAUUAUACCUCAACAAAUCUGGGAGGAGUAUGAUGGAAAGAGGUUCAGGUGCAUCCCAAGUUUAUGUAAUGAUUUAUAGUUUUCUUAUAUUAGUGAAAACAGGAAUCAGUUGUCUUAGAGAUAUAGCUGUUUACAUUUCAAAAUUCUCUAGGGACAAAGGCAAAAACUGAUCGAAAAUAAAUUUCCUUCCAAUAUAAAAUGUACACCGGAGAAUUUAAUGAACAUGUCUCACACCCUGUGGUUAGACUGAAAAGAGUCUUUGAGCCCAGCUGAGGGCUGUAGGGUUCAAACUUCCCACCAGAGCCAAGGGCUUAGGAUCCUUUCUCUUAAGUAUAAAUGAGCAGGGUUGGAGCAGGGGUGGAUGGAAGGCUCAACGCUGUCAAGUAUCAAAGAUUAAAACAGAGCCAGACUCCAUUACAGAUGGUGAAGUCACAUUUUAAUUUCUGUGUUUCUAAAAAAAAAAGGAGUUACAGUUCCACGCGUGGCCUCCCAGCCGUACACCAAACCCUUGACCCCUAGAGGACAUAGACCCUCUCGUUCCAGUGUGGCCUGGUGUUGGGCUGCACCCUGCAGAUUUGCAAGCCUUGUAAUUGCCCAGCCUCAAGACCAAAGAAAGACAGGAAUCAGUGACAGACAUCAGUGGUUUAAUGGAGAGAGGAGCUUGCUUGUCCAAAGCAAAAAUGUCCUGGAGCUACACCCUACUGUGGGCAGCAGAUGGCUGGCAGGACAAGGCAGCAGUCAAUGCUGGGGGGAGGUUACCAAUUAUAAAGGAAAUUGACCUCAGGUUGGCUACUCAGUUACCAGGGAAACCAGCAGAGUAGCACACCCCUCACCACCCCUUGGAUAAACUGGCAGUGGAGACAUUCUGAUCUAGAGAUUAGAACAAACACUAGCCAGGGCAAGUUUACUGAUUAGGCUCUGUGAUUAAGAGAGCGGGUCAGUCAUGUGAGUAGGGUAUAGAUGAAGCAGGGACUGGUAGGGGCCCUGGAUGCACAGAGAGCAAGAGAACAGCCGUCUUGGGUGGCCUGAUCAUACACCUCCCUGGGCGACCCUCAUGUUCUGUUCUUUCUUGCUCCACUUGGAAACGCAAUCAGAAAUUCCCUGUGUUCAUGGGCUCACAAAGAGCUGAGCAAAUACGAAGUGGGUAGCCCCAGGCCUGGAAACAGACGUGUCAGGCUGGGUCAGGCUCCCCCGCCUGAGGGAAGUUGGUUUCCAGGAGCUACGCGUCCUCCCGCCUAGCUGUCACUUAAGCACUAAUGCGGCCCUGCUAACUGUCCAAUCAGGGGCGCCGCUUGGGCAAGUGGGUGGGGCGACGCGCCGCCCCGGCGUGGACGUUCUUACUCCGUUAGGCCGGGCUAACGAGCCGGUUUUCUACCGUUAAACUGCGCUGGGGGCGCUGCUUCAGCCUUGGCACGCUGUGACCCGCGCUGGUCGUGGGAGUCGCUAGGGACAGAGGUAGUUCAGGGAGACCCAGGAAACCCAGAAAUGGGAGGAAAUCGGAAGAUCAUGAUAUUGAAGAUCAGUACAAAAACCAGGGGAGAAAGCUAAGUCAUGUGGCAGAGAGACUCUGUGAAAGUAAAGAGGGCGGUCAGUGUGGAGAAAACUUCAGCCUUAUUCCAAACGUCAGUCUGGAGAAGAAAACUACCAGAGUGAAACCACGUGAAUGCUGCACACGUGGCAAAGUCUUUCCCUGUCAUUCAUCCCUUACCAGACACAUGAGAUGUCACCCUGAGCAUAAACCAUGUGAGUAUGAGGACUGUGGAGAGAAGCCAUACAAAUGUAAGGACUGUGGCAAAGCUUUUAGGUGUCGCCAGUAUUGUGAGGCACACGAGAAAAAUCACAAUAGAGAGAAAAAAUAUAAACGUAAGGCAUGUGGGAAAGCGUUCCACUGUCGCGCAUCCUUUCGGGCACACGAGAGGAUCCACACGGGAGAGAAGCCCUGUGAGUGUGAGGAAUGUGGGGACACCUUCAGGUGGAGCACAGCCUUUCGAAGGCACAUGAGAACGCACGCGGGAUGAGCCCCGUGUACGUGUCAGGAGUGCGGGAAAGCCUUUCGCUGCUCCUCUUCACUGCGAACACACACAGCCACUCACAGUGGAGAGAAACCCUAUCAGUGUAAACGGUGUGGGAGAUCCCUUAGGGAUUAUCACACUUUUCAAAGACACGGAAGGACUCACACAGGGGAGAAACCCUAUAAAUGCAAGCAGUGCGGCAAAGCCUUCUGUUGUCCCAGUUCUUUUCAAAAACAUGGAAGAAUUCACACUGGGGAAAAGCCUUAUGAAUGUAAGGAGUGUGGGAAAGCCUUUAGAGGGAUCUCAAACCUCUGAGCGCACACGAUCACCCACACUGGAGAUGGACCUUAUAAAUGUAAGGAAUGUGCGAGAGCCUCCAUCUCUCCUAGCUCCUUUCGGAUACAUCAGAGGAUUCACACCGGAGAGAAACCCUACAAAUGUACACAGUGCGGUAAAGCCUUCAGUUAUUACAAUUCCUUACAGCCACACAGGAGAACUCACACUGGAGAGAAACCCUUUGAGUGCAAGGAAUGUGGGAAGGCCCUCUCCCAUCACCAAACCUUAAAAUUUCACAUGAGACUGCACACCGGCGUGAAGCCCUAUGAGUGUACACAGUGUGGUAAAGCCUUCAGAUACUACCCUUUCUUUUACAAACACAAAAGGACUCACACUGGAGGGAAACCCUAUAAAUGUACACAGUGCGGUAAAGCCCUCAGUUAUUACAGCUCCUUACCGUCCCACGGAAGAACUCACACCGGAGAGAAACCCUAUGAAUGCAAGGAGUGUGGGAAGGCCCUGUCCCAUCACCAGACUUUAAAAGUUCACAUGAGACUGCACACCGGCGAGAAGCCCUGUGAGUGUGAUCGGUGUGGUUGGGCCUUCAGGUAUUACACUUCCUUCCAAAAACACAGGAGAGUUCAUACUGAGAAGGAAUUCUGUGAAUAAAGUAUAUGGAAAAGCCUUUAACAGUAAAUCAACUUCGCUUUGAAAACAUGAAGGAAGCCACACUGGAGAGAAAGCCUGUCCGUGUAAACAGUGUAGGAAAGUCCUUGGAUGUGCUCUAAGUUUGCAAACACGUGAAAGGACUCACAUAGAAGAGAAACCUUACAGAUGGCAGCAACGCAGUAAAUCCCGCCCAGACUGGCACUUCCUUAGAAACACAGCAAAGAACUCGUGCUGAAGAGAAAGCCUGUGACUGUAAGGGAUGUGGAAAAGCCUUCAGGUGUUACCAGAGUUUUUUCUGAAGACAUGAAAAAAACCACAGUGGAAGGAAUGUGGGAAAGCUUUCACUUGUCACACGACCAUUUGAAGACACGUGGGUCCGCCCACAGCAGAGACACCAUGUGAAUGUAAAGAAUGUCAGAAAACCUUCAGUCAUCCCAGUUCCAGACAGAUGAAAGGACUCACUGAAUAAAACCUCCUGGGUUAAGCAGCCCGGGGAAGACUUCAAUGGGCCCACAUCUUUACAUGUGAAAACUCCCACUGGGAAAAAGUUGUAAAUGUAAGUAACAAGAGACAGCUUGAUGGAAAUUAAUCUAUGUUUAGUGUUCCAGAAAACUUCCAGCAGGAAAGAGUCGUUAUGAACGUUGUAAAUAUGUUGUGUUUAGCGAGCCUCUUUCUGAAAGUGCAUCACUGGACUGUGGAUUUCUAGUAAUUACUCUCAGAAAUGAAUACUGAGGUGAGCUUAUUCACACACUUUUGAUUGGGAAACAAAUAGCUCUAGUACUUUUCACACUAACAGCCAGUUCAUUCAUGUCUCCCUCCCCACAUCCCUUUGCUAUAAAUAGCUUUGGCAGCCUCCUGUUAAUUAUCCUGGAGUUUUUCAACUACCCACGGUGGAUUUAAGCCCGUGCUGCACACAAUUAGAGAAGCCACAAUUAGCAACUGACAGCCUUUUUGUAAAUGGAGUUGAUCCUCCAAAGUCAGCUUUUCAUUUGUCCUUGGAUCAUGAAUGCAGGACCCGUCAGGCUUCCUAACCAGAAGCCUCUUCACUGAGCAUAAAUCGGUACUUACAGAACAGAGCCAAGAAUGGCUCCUCCAGCAUGGCCCACCUGAGGAGGAUGUGUUCUCCCCUGUUCGCUGACUGAUGCAUCCCGUUCUGCAAGAGGUCAUCUUUCUAGACAUAUUGGCCACUUUGGGAAUCACUCAGAAUCAGCACAUGAGUUACCAGGAAGUUCACAUUUUUACGGACAUUGUGCUGCAACUGAAUCUGAUGGAGUCCAUGGCAGAGAUGCUGUGUUCUGUCUUUAUUUUUGUUUGUUUGUUCUGGGGCUUUUUUUCUUACCACUUUAGUUAUUUGAGGUGGGUAAGUUAGGUUUAUUUAUUUCUUACUAUUGUUGUUGUUGCUGUUAUUUAAUGGAAGUACAGGGGACUGAACCCAAGCAUGCACUCUGCCACUGAGCUAUACCCUCCCCCAACCGUGUUCUGUCUUUAGAUCAAACAGGCAGCUCUGAUCAAAAACUGGAUCCAAGCAUCCGAUGGAUUAGUCAAAUUCCAGGCCAUUGUGCUAGCACUAGAGAACUCCCUGGCCAGGAAUCAGACUCAUCUGCACACUGUUACAGAUCUUUGGCCAUUGACAAUGACCUAGUGUCUCAGUUCAUCCAAUAGCAACAACUUACCCAAGGUCACCCUUUUUAGCAAAAAGAACUCUGGGAAUAUCUUGCCUCAAAUACUCAAGUACAAAUCAAGGUCACUCGUUACUGUAGACAUAUUACCUCAAUCUGCAGAGGCUCAUUUCAUUGUUCAGUGUGGUCAGUUGACUGGAAUGUAUCUAUACCUGAGAUCUGACGGUUUAAAGCUUGGCCCUGUGAGCUCACGUAAUAUAUAACUAUUUAGAGGUUUCUAGCGUAAAGUUUAGGCAAAAUUCAGGGAACUUCCCUCCUCUUCCAUAACUAAUUUAUGACUGACCAAUGCACCUGAUGUAUGAAAAGUCACCACUGCUAAUAUACUAUGUGCCUACUGUCCAGGCUGAGGAAGUGGUCCCUACAGCUGGCAGCAAAUAGACGUUAUAGGGCCCCUCACCCCCUCUGCUGGACUACAUGCUAUGAGGGGACCAUUUAAGUUACUCAUAUAGACAAAUUACUCAUUCCGUUAUAAAUAACCCUGCUGAAGUCAAAAUGCAAGGACUCACCAAAACACUCUAGAAAAUAUUGACACCAUCAACUCAUUUUUCAAAGUACAAAGCACUGGGCUCUUAAAAAAGGUAUCCAGUGGGGCUUUGUACCUCUCUUCCGACCCCCAGCUACCCCCUCGGAGGAUGGCCUGAUGGCUUACCUAGACAAACCUUGCUCUCUUCUAAAUAGGUCUUUCUGCUCUUUGAGGCUUUAGUUAGAUUCAAUCCCCAGUCUCUCAGGCCAGUUACUUCGUCCAGAUCAUUAAGUCUUACUGGCACCUUAUAAGUUAGGUAGAGGCCAUUCUAUACUAGACACUUCUGUCAGAAUGGUCACUGCUGCUGGUCUCUGGUGUACUGUAGUAGUACUCUCAGAUCUCGCUCCCCACAUUACCUUUAUCUGUGUGCCCUGCAUGUCAGCAUUUCAUUUUGGGCGCCCUCCUUCAAAACGCCAGCCUGUCCAACACAAGUGUGCUGUUUUCUCUCCAUUUGCACUCAACCUGCUUGCUGUCACAGGAGUCACUGGUACGGACCUGUGCACACAUGAUGUCAAACACAUUAUUAAUGCCAGUCAUGAAAUGUCCAAAAUACAUGUAGCAGAGAGCUAAUGUUUGAGGUGUUUUCCAUGAAGGACAGCCCUCUGGCAGCCAUGUAGCUGAUGACCACUUAGCUUUGGAGUAUUUAUUAGCCAGAGAGAAUUCUGUUCUCCUAAAAGGUCUGUUUGCACCAUGUGAGUAGGCUACACUGGCAAGGUGCCACCUUCAGCACAAGAAGUGAGAUAACAAAUUAGACAAUAACAUCAUGAAAAUAUUUGAACAUAGUUCCAGAAUCAUACUUAGACACGUUCCUGGAUCUCUCCAUUCCCCCAGGAUGGACUGGAUUCAAACGUGUUUUGGAAGCUUCAUCAUCCUAAUUAUAAUACAUACUUGUGCUUUACAUGUGGCUUUUUAACUAAUAUUCAGAUUCAAAGCCAUUCAAAUGAGAUGUAUCAUUCAGUCAACAAAUCUAAGAGUGAACUUUAAGACAUUGACCUCAUUUUCAAUAUUUGACCCUUAAUAGGCUUCAGAUGCCUUCUCACCCUGCCUGGCCCACAAUGGGUAAAGUUAAGAUGGGUUAUUUUAGUUAUUUUUGUGUCAGUGGGUAGGAGGGUCAAACCUUGAAGACCUGCAGCCUCUACCCCUACACACCUCAAAGGGCCAAGCUAUUAACCUCUGCACAAGCCACUUCAACCCACUAACCCUUGCCCUACGCUCCUUAGUAAGUACCUUUGAGUAACAAACAUGUUUCUAUUACCUUGAUGCUUGUGGUGACAUUUUCAGUAGGAUAUUAAUCCUGCCCCCAUUUUAUCCAUUGAUAAAAUGGGAGGUAACCCAUGGAAAAUGUCUUUAUUGAUGCAGAGGUGACAGGGUAGAGAAUUUUGAGACUAUGAGGAUAAGACAUCCAAAUGCAGACAUUUGUCUCAGUGUGAUCAUGUUUUUGGAUGCAGUGGUCACAAAAGGAAACUUUGAGACCGCCUACAUGGUCACCAGGAGGACAAUCAAUAUGUGAAAAUGCUAUCGUCUCACAGGGGAAAAUUACAGAGCAACACAAGUGAAUGGAUGGUUUCUGUUCUAAUAAGUAAAGACCCUGGAGUCAACAUUCCCAUCUUCAAAACAAGAAAAAGAUGCUGAAGAAACUGAAAAUCAACACCUCUUCAUAUAUCCAUGAGAUUUGCGGUUAUAUGGCAAACCUGUGCUCCAAAAAUAAGAGAUUGGUGGACAUAGAGAAUUACUGUUUACUGAGAAGACACUGGAGCAGCAUCCUCUUGGGACACAUAAAAGAUGAAUUGCUGGAAACAGUAUGAACUAGCUUGAGCUCUAACUGGAGGCAGUUAAGGACCACCCUCCCGCUGCAAAAUUUGUGAAUUUUUCUCGCAGGAGUCCAACCGGGUUCUCCCGGGAAGAUUGGCAAACCGCCUCACACAGGAAUUGGGGGGAAGCAUUUUGAAAUACAACAAAGCAUUCUGUUCUCUGUAACUUAGGCCAUUCCCUCACAGGAAACUGAUUUGCCACAGCCUUAUCUGACUGGGGAAGGAGCAGACAGCUCCCUGACCCUUGGGGUUUCUUCCCUGACCAAAGCGCUGUAAGAAUAAACACUAAGAAUCUGUUCUGAAGUUCAUAGUCCGGGGAUUCUAUACCACCAAAACAUUACAGGUUUAAUCCUGACAUAAAAGAACAUUAUCCCAUCUACAUACCUUCCCACCAUAUCAACAAGGCUCCAAUAGAAAAACAGUGGGUUAAAACAGACUCUACUUACAAGUGAGUUUCCAAGGAUACCCAAACGCAGCAGGGGAGAAAAACACAAGGACCCUGGAGGACAGUAAAGGCCCUGACACCUAUGGCGACAGCAAACAUGAAACAUGAUCUAACUUCUAGUCAAGAAAACAUGAAAUGUCACACUGAAGGCCUAUUUACCUCAAAUCUUAUUGUGAAAAUUCAGAAAUAUGUGGAAAUGAAAUAACAUUUGCUCCCUGGUUUCACUUCUUUGUUAAAAUUGUCUCGGUUUUGUUUUUCCAUAAACCACGUGCAUUUGGGGUAUUUUCCAUAGUUUCAAGUUACCGGAUCAGGUAUCAUCCAAACCUUGGGAACUUCAACCAGAAAACAGGUAAGUAUCGGAUUUGAGAACAUUGAGGAUAGACAUUUUAUACGUACAUCUGCAUUUGAAGAGAGAAAUGUAUUUAUGCUUCAAACACAAACGCAGAUAAACUGCAAAAAUAAAAGCCUGGGACAAAAUUCAAAAUUGUAAGAAUAAUUAAACUUAUUUCUCAUACUGUAAAAAUUAACAACAGCAAUGUGCAGUUUUUCAUCAAAACCUUAUGUGGAUGUUUCUUAGAAAUAUUCUGUUAGCUGCAUUUUCAAAUGACUGGUGUUCUGAAAAAUAGUAUCAUCUUUAUUUUUCACUUACUGGGAACAUUUAUUAAAAUAUCCCUUUACAAUUGUGGAUUUUAACGUCCACUCUGAUUUUCUUCACUUAAUCGUUAUACAUUCUGAGUCAAUAUUAGCAUGUAAUGUGAGUUUGGGGAAUUAAUUCUCAGGCAAAUUUAAUUUUGUUCUUUUAUAAUUUCAAUUUUUGUGACUAACCUAACUUCUCAUUCACUCAUAAUGCCACACACACGUUUCUGUCAGUACUCUCUUGCCAGAGAACACCAGGACGCACCUGUAGUCAUAGAGAAGUGGUCUGUUUACUGGUUAAUAAUCAUGCCCACAAGUGAUAAAUGACUGUGGGUGUAUAAGUAAGAGGGUGCACAAAAGGACUCCUUAGAGAAUUUGGGCUGAUGGGAGGUGAUUUGAUAUUUGAUGAAGCAAGACGUUGCUUCUCUGUUGGUUGCUUUGAGGGGGUAAAUGUAAUUCUGUGAUUCGUGAUUGUAAUCAUUUGGAAUUUGGUUAACUUUGUUGUUUGGACUGUGGUCUAUUUUACCAUUUUUAGAGGCAUGAUCUUGUUUUUUUUCUUUGUUUCCUUGAUCUUGUUUUUUUUCUUUGUUAAUUGCAAUAUAGUCAGUUUGCAGUGUGUUAGUUUCCAGUGUACAGCAUAGUGAUUCAGUUACCUACAUAGCCUUGAUCUUGUUAUGAUCCAUCACAGUCACCAAACAGCAUUGCCUGAUGGUGGAGGUCUGUGACAUUCUCCCCUUUGAUAGAAUGUCUUGGUUUACCGCUGAGUGGGCCAGUGCUCACUCAGCGGUAAACCAAGUGCUGUCUUUUGUUCAUCACUUAUUACCUAAACAUUUAAAUGUUUCCUUCUGUGUAGUUGACAUUCUUAAAGUGUUUCCAUACGGUAGCUUAGUUAUAAUAUACAAGUGCAUUCACUCCUUAGUAGGCUCUGUAAUACUUUCAUUAUCUAUUUUGUGGAAAUAAAUUUCUAGGCCUGACUUGGAGCUGCUCCCGCCUGGGGUGCCAUAUCAAUAAACCAAAACUUAGAUAACUUUCCUCUUCCUAUAAAUGCUCUGCUUGACCAGAAAUACAUUGUAUCCAGCCAGCCGAUCUCUAACUGCCAAGAAUCAGUAAUGACUUCUUUGUUCCGUGUAAGGUCAGGUGUGCAACCCCAGCUGGUGAACUGAAGCCACAUCCUCGUCCCUUAUUCCCCGAAUGCCUUCCUCGACAAAAGCUCACAGCCUUGCUCCUUGGUCUGCCCUUCUCUGGACUCUUAAGAGUGGAAACUGACUAUUUCAUGAGGUUUGAAAUAAACUUGCGUAGAUCA